GAUAAAUUUUUAUAUUCAAAACCACAGGCUCUGAAAGAAUGUCUGCAGUUCAUCGCAAUUGGCUACUUUCGACGAGAGUGUUUCAUCAAGAGGAGCCAAAUGAGGAAAAUCAGGAAGAAAAAACGAAAACUGGAGGAAAACGUGCAGAUUAGAGGUGAAACUGCUGGAAUGCUGCGUUGAGUUGGUACACAUGAACCUGAGUGGUAAUGUUGGUAACACGCCAUCCAAUGCUGCUAGCAUCGCUUCGCUCGCCGGUAUGACGUUCGGCAAACAGUGUUGCUCCGUGAAGUUUGUAUCCGGAAGCCCCCUGGGAAAUGUACCUUGUUACACAGUUACCGCGCAAUAGUUGUUCUUGUUCGGAAUUCUCGCAUCUUGUGUACUGUAUCUAGUCAUUUGUGGUCUCUCUCUAGUCCCUUCUCUGCAACACUCCUGAAAAUUUCUUGAAAAUUACAAUACAGGUAGUUAGAAUACAAUAUUAUAAAAAAUAUAAUACAAUUAUCCAGUGAUAUUGAUAUAGAAAAACAAUCUAGUGAUUUGUGACAGUGAAUUUUGAUGUAAAUAAAAUAAUACAUUUGUGUAGUGUGUAAUCGGUUCGAACAAGAAUUUUCAACCUCGUGAUCGUGUCUUCAGUUCGAGAUCAACCUCUAGGAAGAAUAUUCUGGAAGUCUUCAGAGAUCCUGAACACCUUCUACUAGAUCGUCUUCUGGUUAUCGUUGAAGUAAGAGACUACACAAUAGUGAAGAUUUAGAGUGAUACCCCACGUCAUCAAUUUUAUCAUCGAAUAAUUAUUAGGGAUCUUCUAAAAUAAACUAUAAUGACUCUAGCUGUGAUAAAUAAUCUGAAUGUGAAUUUAUGACGCUACUAUGAAAGUGUCAGGACAGUCUGAAGUGAUCUAUUGUCAAUUAUAAGAUCUUCUAUAAUAAGAAAAACUAUUUUAUGAUAGGGAAAAGAACUUUGAUCGUAGUGUGAUUGAUGAGAACUCUCGACAAAGAUUUGAUAUAAACAUAACUUCCCCAAAUUAAAUAAAAUUAACUCAUUCAUCGGUUGUGUGGUUUUGAAUGAUUUCACUAUUGUCCUGGAACGAUUUCAAUUAUUCUUAUUGAGUGACAUCUUUAAGAUUAUCUUCAAGGACAUUAAGAUAUAUCUUGAGCUAUGAACAUUAAUCCAGAGUUAUACCUAUUGACCUUGAAUCAUCAUUAUUGACAUUUAAAGACAUUCAUUGACCUUGUGUGACAUUCAGUAGCCUUGAGAUACAACUGUUGACCCUGUUGACAAUAAUAAUAUUCAGUUAUACACAUUGACCUGAAAUCACUACUAUUGACCUUAAGAUAUCUAUCGACAUUGAGAGACAUUAACCGAUCUUCAAAGACAAUUAUUGACCUCCAGAAACAUUCAGUGACCUUGAGAGAUAUUCAUUAAUCUUGAAAGACACAUAUUGACCUCUAGAGACACUAACCGACCUUGAAAGACAUUUAUUGAUCUUGAGAGACGUUUAUUGAUCUUGAGAAACAUUAGUUAACCUUGACAGACAUCUACAAACCUAGAGUGACGAUCUUUGACCUUGAGAUAUCCCUAUUGUCGUCGACCUACUAGUACUGACCUUGAGUUUGGUGUGACCUUGACGUUGUGAGUGGCCAUCAUUGGAUGGUAAUGGAGUGGUGACCUUGACCGGAAUGUCGCAGAACUUCAGAUACUCGGCACGGCGCUGCGUGGUUGAUGCCCCCUCUCCCUCGGCCGCCCUCGGCGACGACUCGGACCUCGUAGCCGCUCUGUCCGACCUCGAGGAUGACGAUGAGGACGAGGAGGAGGAGGAGGACGAUGACGAGGAGGAGGCCGAAGAGGAAGAGGAUGAGGAUCUCGACGAGGAGGAAGGAGAGGAUGACGACCUGCCCUAUCCGGGGUUCGUGGCCAUCUCUCUCAAGUACCUCGAUCAGAAGUCCAAACCUCGCAACUGGUGCCUCGCCAUGAUAACUAGUCCAUGGUUUGAACGUGUUAGCAUGCUGGUGAUCCUACUGAACUGUGUUACCCUCGGAAUGUAUCAACCCUGUGUAGAUGAUCAGUGCCUAUCCAAUCGGUGUAAAAUAUUACAGAUGUUCGACGACUUUAUUUUUGUCUUCUUCGCUCUAGAAAUGUCAGUGAAAAUGAUUGCAAUGGGUGUUUAUGGCCGAGGCACGUAUUUGGCCGACUCCUGGAAUAGAUUAGAUUUCUUCAUAGUUGUCGCUGGUGCUCUAGAAUAUUGUUUGAACAUAGAAAACAUGAAUCUUACUGCAAUAAGAACAAUAAGGGUGCUGCGUCCUCUCCGUGCUAUAAACAGGAUACCAAGUAUGAGGAUCCUUGUGAUGCUUCUUCUAGACACUCUGCCGAUGUUGGGAAACGUCCUGCUGUUGUGCUUCUUCGUCUUCUUCAUCUUUGGGAUCGUGGGCGUACAGCUGUGGGAAGGCAUCCUCAGGCAACGAUGCUUCCUCAAGCCCAUCCCCAACGUCACCUAUCCGAAGGAAAUACAGGAGGAGUUCGUGAUUCGAGCUAGAGUGACAGAACCGCUGGCCGCCUAUUACCAGUACCAGGAGCAAGACCGCGACUACAUCUGCUCAAAACCGGAAGACAACGGCAUGCACACGUGUGGCGAGCUUCCUCCCUAUAAGCACGGCGAUCUGGUGUGCAACAAUUCGGCACUGCCCUGGAGCAACAACAUCCCCAACGACACGCACUGUGUCAACUGGAACCAAUACUACACCGAGUGCAAACCACAGGGACAUAACCCGUUCCAGGGCACCAUAUCGUUCGAUAACAUCGGUCUCGCUUGGGUCGCUAUAUUCCUUGUUAUUAGUUUGGAAGGAUGGAGCGACAUUAUGUACUACGUUCAAGAUGCCCAUUCGUUUUGGGACUGGAUCUAUUUUGUACUUCUAAUUGUGAUUGGAUCAUUCUUCAUGAUCAACCUGUGCCUGGUAGUUAUUGCGACACAAUUUUCGGAGACGAAAAAACGCGAAAUGGAGAGAAUGCGACUGGAAAGAGCUCGCUUCCAGUCGACUAGCACACUUGCUUCUUCUACUAACAACUCGGAACCCACUACUUGUUACGCCGAAAUAGUCAAGUAUGUAGCUCACCUAUGGAGAAGGGGUAAGAGAAGAUUGGCGAAAAAAUGGCGGCUCUUCAAGUACAGGAGACAACAGAAGAAGGAGUUGAAAAAUUCUAAUAAAGACGGAGGAACCAGUGAAGGGGUGAACAAUAACGGCAAUGGAGGGAAUCUGGAGGCCAACGUGAACUUGGGAAGUAGUCUGCUGCUCCAUGCAUUCCAACAAGAUGAUGAAGAAGGAAAAAAGCAGGGGAACGACAGUUUGGCGAAUAGUCCGCUGGGAACUCCGUGCACCCCCAGGUGCAUUGUGGGGUCGGACAAUGAGGAGCCAAUGGCAGACGAGAGUCCCGCCAGUCCGAAGCGCUCGGCCCUGCUCAGGGUUCCUUCCUUCAACAACGGCAUCCAUCGCGAUCCAAUGGAUAUGAGUGGUUCACAACUUCUCAGUCCGCCAGGUACAAAUGCAAUGUCGCGCCGACGUAGCAGCGUAAUGUUUAGCGAUGUUGUUCUGUUGCACGGCGCGGCGGGCUGUCAACAGCAAACGCGCAACAUCUGCUCCUCGGAGAAGAUGACGCAGGCCGGCGAUGGCACCAUCUGGCCCACGGAUGCCGGGCCGGAUGCUGGCACGGACGCGUCACUGCUGUCUGGUGCUGCUUCUCAUCAGGCGGCCACAGUAGCGGCCGGUGAAGCGAUGACCUGCCAGGAGCUGCUGGCCCUGAGUGGAGCUCUCAGUGCAGCCCUACCCACUGGGCAGCUCGCCCUCGACUCUCUCUUCUCCUCUCUCAGCAAGGGUGUGCUUGGAGCCCAUCUCUCUCACUCGCACUACCAGGAUACCAGGGCGCAGAUGGAGCAGAUCCAACAAGAAUGGGCGGCCGAGAAGUCUGGAUGCGGCGUGAGAUGUGGCUCCGGAUGUUGUGCGACAUGUCUGUGCGGCAUAAGGAACUGCAUCAAGGCGCUGGUCGAACACAAGUACUUCCAACAGGGCAUCCUGCUCGCCAUACUCAUCAAUACGUUCAGCAUGGGUAUUGAGUACCACAAUCAGCCAGAAGAGCUAACUGUUAUCGUGGAAAUAAGCAAUAUUGUUUUUUCUGCCAUUUUUGCCUUUGAGAUGUUGCUCAAAAUCAUUGCUGAGGGCCCUUUUGGCUACAUUAGCAAUGGAUUCAAUGUGUUUGAUGGAAUUAUUGUUGUUCUCAGUGUUAUUGAACUGAUUCAAGAGUACCUCGGUGAAGGUGGAGGGGAGGGUAGCUCAGGCCUAAGUGUGCUGAGGACAUUCCGUCUUCUGCGCAUACUCAAACUGGUUCGAUUCAUGCCGAAUCUCAGACGUCAACUGGUCGUUAUGUUGCGAACCAUGGACAAUGUGGCAGUUUUCUUCUCAUUACUCAUACUAUUUAUCUUCAUAUUCAGUAUACUAGGGAUGUACCUGUUCGGUGGUAAGUUUUGCAUGCUCUCAGACGGGACGCGUGAGUGCAACUGCGUCGAGAUUGUCACUAAGCAUCCGCAGUGUGUCUGUGAUCGCAAGCACUUUAACAACGUGCUCUGGGCCACUGUCACCGUCUUCCAGAUCUUGACCCAAGAAGACUGGAAUGUAGUAUUGUUCAAUGGUAUGGAAAAGACCAGUCAUUGGGCAGCUCUAUACUUUGUUGCUCUCAUGACUUUUGGCAACUAUGUCCUAUUCAACUUGUUAGUUGCCAUCCUUGUCGAAGGAUUUUCUUCUGAGAGAAAUGAAAGGAGAGAAAGAGAGGCACGAGAGCUUGCAAGACAGCAGGAGCAAAUGAGAAGGAAGUGUUCAGAAUGUAUUUGCAGUGCUGAAUUUUCGUCAUCUUGCUCAAACUCUGAAAGUGAUAGCUUUGCUCAGGAUUUAAAAAACGAAUGGAGCGAUACAGAAGGAAUUAGGAAAAUGAAGAAGGAUAACGGUCACCGUGAGAAAGAGAACUCUUGGAAAAGGAGGCAGAGGAUGAACAGAGCGGAGUGUGAAGUGAAAUGCAACAUCCAGAAAGAAAGCCAGAUGCUAGGCAUGCAUCAACAGCAGCCACAACAGCUGUCGGUGCCUGUUGUGAUCUCGCAGCAGCCGGGGGCGGCAGUUGGUGGCGGGGGCGGUCAGGUGGCAGCAGUUGGUGGCGGGGGUGCUCAGGGGACGGCACCCAUUAUCACGCACACAGCGGCAACACCGCAAGACUCACCUAGCACCACCGCAAACCGCCACCAUGACCGCGAGUUCAACAACCGCAUGAUCAUGCCUCUCUGCUCCAGCACACUGUCUAUAGACUCUAUCGACUGUUCUAUGUCGUCGCAGGGAAGCAUACCAGGACUCCUGAGGCCGCCACAGAUGACAGUGAACAACCUGAGCUCGCCCAACUCUCAGCCCAACUACACCCUAGGCGUUGGACCCGGCCCGGGGCGUCGGAUCAGUCUGACGGCCCAGGCGUCCAACAACGGCCAAUCGACAAUCAAGCGGGAUUCCAAUCCGAAUGUGCCAUGCAGGUUUCCCAGAGGCUCUUGGAAGCUGUCUCGUCCGUCGAGGAGGAAAUCGCGGACCCCCUCCGAGCCCGAUGAAGACCAGGACAUUGUUCUCAACAAUAAUAACAACAAUCAUUUGCUCACAAGUCCAAUGCACCUUUCCGAUCACUCGCACUGUAAUGGCGGAUUGUUGGGUACGAUUCGCAAUCCUCUAGACCGACCUUCUCAGCAGAACAACCGGCUCUGUCCCCAGAGCAGAACGGCGUUGUCUCAGGGAAAUUGCCCUAUGCCACAGGUUGCGUGGGUAGGUGGAGGCGGCGGAGGCGGUGGAGGGACAAGCAGCGGAGGCGGCAGUUCUCUCUCACGACAGAACUCCAUGGGCGGAGUUAGCACAUGUAGCAGCCUAGGCCACAACCAGCAACAGGCGCUAAUUCCACCCAGUAGUCAACCACCGCCCCUCAUAGUCAAGCAACAGGCGCUCAUCCCGCCUAACAGUCAACCGCCGCCUCUCAUAGUCAAACAGCAGCCGGUUGCCGCCCCCGGCAUACCACCGCCCCCAAGGGUGCUGCCUUCGCGUCGCGACUCGGCGCUCGUUGUCAAUAUGGACAAUCUCAGUAAACCGGUGAAUAAAUUAUCGGAUGGAGCUGCCCCGCACUCUCCCCUGCCGAAGGUGAAACGAAUCAAGCCGGAUCUGAGCGAGCGACGCGAGUCCUGCAUCGUCCACCAGUCGAUCCAGGAGUCCGAACACAAUUCACCCGAGCCGCCGCAGAAGAUCUUUCUGUUCUUCGAGCCGAAGGGUGUUCUCAAAGAGCGCGAUGAUUUCUCCUUGUACCUGUUUCCUAUUGAUAGUCCGUUUAGAUUAGCGUGCGAGAAAUUCGUGACACAGAAGUGGUUCGAUAACGCAGUAUUAUUAUUCAUAGGAUUAAAUUGCAUAACAUUGGCCAUGGAGAGGCCGAACAUUCCCCCCGAUAGUAGAGAGCGUCUUUUUUUAGCCACCGCCAAUUAUAUAUUCACUGUUGUAUUUGCCGCCGAAAUGUUCGUUAAGGUUGUUGCAGCUGGUAUGUUUUAUGGUAAAGAAGCGUACUUUACCUCAGGCUGGAACAUAAUGGAUGGAUCUCUAGUCAUUAUAUCAAUUAUCGAUCUACUUAUGUCUCUUGUUUCCUCAAAUAGUCCUAGGAUUUUCGGAAUACUCAGGGUUUUCAGGUUAUUAAGGUCUUUAAGACCUCUGCGAGUGAUAAACAGGGCACCAGGCCUAAAACUGGUCGUUCAAACCUUACUGUCUUCUCUCCGUCCUAUUGGUAACAUUGUUCUCAUCUGUUGUACGUUCUUCAUCAUAUUUGGCAUUCUAGGAGUACAGCUCUUCAAAGGAACGUUCUUCUACUGUGAAGGUCCAAAUAUAAAGAAUGUCCGUAACAGAACUGAUUGUUUGGCGGAUAGAAGGAACGUGUGGAUCAAUCGCAAAUACAAUUUCGAUGAUUUGGGGAAAGCGUUGAUGUCACUUUUUGUACUUUCGUCACGUGAUGGCUGGGUCAACAUCAUGUAUACAGGGCUGGACGCUGUCGGUGUUGAUCAACAGCCAAUUGAAAACUAUUCGGAAUGGAGGCUGUUGUACUUCAUCUCUUUUAUCCUGCUGGUCGGGUUCUUUGUGUUGAACAUGUUCGUCGGAGUAGUUGUUGAGAAUUUUCAUAGAUGUAGAGAAGAACAAGAGAAGGAGGAGCGUGUGAGGAGGAUGGCGAAAAGAGCGAAACAAAUGGAGAAGAAACGGAGAAAAAUGCACGAGCCUCCCUAUUAUACGAAUUACUGCAAAUCUCGUCUAUUUGUACAUAACGUUGUUACGUCGAAAUAUUUUGAUCUAGCGAUAGCGGCCGUUAUUGGGCUCAAUGUGAUAACAAUGGCACUCGAAUUUUAUAUGAUGCCGAAAGCUUUGACGUAUGCGCUAAAAAUAUUUAACUAUUUUUUCACGGCAGUAUUUAUUUUAGAAUCAAUAAUGAAACUUGUUGCACUUGGCAUUCAUCUUUAUUUGAAAGACAGGUGGAACCUUCUAGAUAUAUGCAUUGUGAUACUAUCGAUAGUGGGCAUCGCCUUGGAAGAGGUCGAGUCCAAAAUAAUUCCAAUCAAUCCGACAAUCAUUAGAGUCAUGAGAGUUCUGAGAAUAGCCAGAGUUCUUAAACUUUUAAAAAUGGCCAAGGGUAUUCGAGCACUCUUGGAUACAGUGAUGCAGGCAUUGCCGCAAGUUGGCAACCUUGGUCUGCUUUUCUUUCUACUUUUCUUCAUUUUCGCUGCACUCGGGGUAGAAUUAUUCGGUAGAUUAGAGUGCAGCGAAGAGCAGCCUUGCCAGGGCUUGGGUGAGCAUGCGCACUUCUCCAACUUUGGCAUGGCCUUCCUGACUCUGUUCCGCGUGGCGACGGGCGACAACUGGAACGGAAUCAUGAAGGAUACGCUGCGUGACGACUGCGACGAUCAGGCUGAUUGUGUGCGUAACUGCUGCGUGCACGCCGGCAUCGCGCCCAUCUUUUUCGUCAUUUUUGUGCUGAUGGCGCAGUUUGUUCUGGUCAAUGUUGUGGUAGCCGUGCUCAUGAAGCACCUGGAGGAGUCGCACAAACAGGUAGAGAUGGAGGAUGAGCUCGACAUGGAAGUGGAAUUGGAACGAGAAAUGGCCGCUGAAGAAGAGGAAGAGUUCUGCAUUCAAAUGGCUCUCGAACAGGAUGCCAUUCACAGGCCUCUGGCUAAAGUUCUCUCGCUGCCUGCCAACUUCACAUUUUCAAAUACGUCUGAGUUGAGUCCCAAAGCCAAAAAGCGGCGAGCGUCGAUCAACUCGUGGAGUCGCGCGAGGGAGGAGGCUUUCGCCAAGAACAACAAACGACGGCAGACGCUGCAGGGACCGGCGCUCAUUCCCCCCGCCUACCCCGCCACGGGGUACACCACCGUCUAUACCACGGCUCAUGACAAGGACAAUAUUGCAUCUAACAACAGGCACCACUCAUUCGGCGACAAGCGUCACAUGCCAGUUCGCCGUGUCUCGAGUGACGGCAACCGUGACCCACUGGUGGCACACAGAGCGUCCCUGCUGGCUGUGCCCGGUCUACAUCCGACGUCCGGCGUCGGGUCCGACGUCGGAUCGUGUAGGCAGCUGGACCUGUCUCUGACGUCACCCGCCGACACGACAGCAGCCGCAAUGUCUGACGACAUUUCGCCAGAAUGCGUGUCGCCUGCCGUGCUGCUUGUACCACCGCCCUAUCCCGAAGCUUCCGAUGAGGUAAGCAGCACAUCGAAGAGCGACCAGGGCAUCCAGAUCACAGUGGUAGAAGACACCACGGAAGACGACAAACAGCCGCAAUCGCAGCCGCAGCCGCAGACGGCCGACAGCCGCAGCGGCCAACGGGUGCGCAUACGACUGUGCGACACACGACUCGACUCGGGUAUAGGCGACGACAAACACAGUCAAGAGUCGCAGCCCAGUUCGAGCGGUGCUUGCGACGAGCAUGGCCUAGCCGACGACAAGCACAGUCACCCCUGUCACGUGCCUCCUUGUGACGUCAUCCCCCCCAUAGACAGUCAUCAGGUCGUAGUUCAGGUGCAGCAUUCGGCCGCUGAUAUGUCCUAGUAGUCAAUGAAUAAUUAGCUUAGUUCUGACUCAACUCAUCGUGAUCAACUAACUACAUAGUUCAGACGGACAAACUCAAGAUAGAUAUAUAGAUACAACUCAAGUUAUAACUGUUUUAGAAUUUGAGGUGUAUUGUCCUGGGGUCAGUUUCACCAUAGAUAGAAGAUGGCAUAAGAUAUCAAAAUAUUUCAUUAUAUUUAAUUUAUUCAUUUAUAACAAUGAAUUUAAAUGAAAUAUAGCUAUAUUUUCUCUAAGGUUCUACUUCAAACGGUUGGCAUUGCUUGAAUGAUGGGAAGCAUUGAUAUUUUUAUUUUAAUGGAACAUUUAUAGUUCAAAGUAAAGAUUCAUAUGUCAACUUCUGCUUUAUUUCCAAAUAGGUUUUGUGAAACUUCAAUGUG
This is a messenger RNA of Nilaparvata lugens (brown planthopper), 9529 nucleotides long. RefSeq names its product voltage-dependent T-type calcium channel subunit alpha-1G. Gene Ontology annotation, molecular function: low voltage-gated calcium channel activity; voltage-gated sodium channel activity. The coding region runs from base 1674 to 9131 and encodes 2485 amino acids. Gene Ontology annotation, biological process: membrane depolarization during action potential; calcium ion import; neuronal action potential. The transcript is spliced from 43 exons. Lineage: Eukaryota; Metazoa; Arthropoda; Insecta; Hemiptera; Delphacidae. Gene Ontology annotation, cellular component: neuron projection; plasma membrane; voltage-gated calcium channel complex. The record is from RefSeq and is a predicted model, not a curated record.